CCACCCUGCCAGCUUGGAGAAAGCAUUUGUUCCUUUGAAUUACUUCUCCAAGCCAGCUGGCAACUCGGAGAAUGCAUUUAAAGUUAAAGUUGCUUUCUUUCCUCCUCUCCCUUCCCCCCCCCACCUUAUUUGCCUGCCUUCCUUGCGGCUCUCAAACAUUUGACACUCAUGUCCUGCGGCUCUCAAACAUCUGACAUUUAUUCCGUGUGGCUCUUAUGUUAAGCAAGUUUGGCCGCCCCGGUCUUAAAAUCUCAAAGAUCUGCGCAAGUUCACUCGUUCUAACUACCACCCGAGAAUCGCCCUACGCACGCCUCUCGGUCUGCGCCUGCGCCCUACAGCCCGGAAAAGGAGCUUCGCAGGCGCGUGCCGCUCGACUGUCUCCUCGGCGCCCUUCCCGUCUCCUCUGCAGCGGGCUGCGAUGGUGUUCCUCUCGCCCGCCCUUUGGAUCCGGACCCGCCUGACUGACCGCUUCUGGAGGAAGCAGGAGGUGCUCCAGUAUGCCCGGCACUUCCGUGGACGGAAGAACCGUUGCUACAGCUUGGCGGUCCGAGCAGUCCGCAGAUCUUGGGUCUAUGCUACAAAUGCCAGAUCCCUGAAAAAGAGGAACAUGCGGGAGUUGUGGGUGACGAGGGUCACGGCAGGCACUCUUGAACACGGCGUGAAGUAUCACAAUUUCAUCAGCAAUCUUUAUAAGUGUCAGGUGGAACUGAACAGGAAAGUCCUUGCUGACAUGGCGAUCUAUGAACCGAAGACAUUCAAGUCCUUGGUGGCAUUGGCUAAAAGGAGGGGAGAAGAAGGCCUGGUCGCCGCUAAGGAAGGAAAAGAACCGGAGGGAAUAUUUUCACGCUAUGUGCCGUAUUCCUAAAGCUGUGGUUGUCGGCUGUGCUAAAAGGGAACACUUUGGUUUUGCAAAACAUAGUCUCAGGGUGUAAAGCAAAGCAAGUCAGAUCCCUGACUGGGGUGGGAUCAUCCUUUCUUGCUUUGAAGGUUAUAACCCACUCUGUGUUGCAAUUAAAUUUUAAGAAUGCUUGUAUUUUCAACACUAGAUCAGGAAAGCCAGCAAUUUUGUCUCGAGCAAAGAACUUUUCUCCUCCUAGUGUAAACAGUGACUUGGGCCUUUGGCCACUUCAUUUCCUCAUUACAAUUUUUCUCUUGUUUAAGAUUAAAUGCCUCCCUUUAUUCAGCUGCAGAAGAGAAGGUUGCAGAGUCCGUUGUCUACGAUGUGGCUUGAGAGGAACAGUUGAAAUGCAUCAGAAGCUACGUCAGGAGCCAGGGAAGAGCAGAUUAGGUCUUCUAGAUGCAGAUCCUGAAUUAAUUGAGACCUUUUGUCUCAUGAUUAAUUAAUUUGUGAGCCGCCCUGAGGCUGCCUUCGGUGGGGAGGGCAAGAUAUAAAUCAAAUAAAUAAAAAAAAAUAAGUCUUUCUCCACUAUACUUUUAAUUAAAAGGACUGUUGAAAUUG
Molecule: messenger RNA, 1459 nt
Organism: Heteronotia binoei (common prickly gecko)
Lineage: Eukaryota; Metazoa; Chordata; Lepidosauria; Squamata; Gekkonidae
Gene: MRPL20
Product: mitochondrial ribosomal protein L20
Exons: 4
Coding region: 419-865 (148 amino acids)
Biological process (GO): ribosomal large subunit assembly; translation
Cellular component (GO): ribosome
Molecular function (GO): structural constituent of ribosome; rRNA binding
Source: RefSeq, a predicted model, not a curated record